Messenger RNA from Acaromyces ingoldii, 255 nucleotides. RefSeq lists its product as hypothetical. Bases 1 to 255 code for a protein of 84 amino acids. The transcript has a single exon. NCBI's taxonomy places the organism in Eukaryota, Fungi, Basidiomycota, Exobasidiomycetes, Exobasidiales, Cryptobasidiaceae. The record is from RefSeq and is a predicted model, not a curated record.
AUGAUCGAUGGCAUGCGCCAAACGUGGGGCGACGAGCACAACUACGUCAUCUGCCACACUGACCACGAAUACCAGUGGAAUGGCGCCGAGGGUGCGGACUGGGGACAUGCCCACUACGAGCUCGACAUCCAGAUUGGCGGAACGGUGGGCUAUGAAGUGUACGGCAGCAACGUGGGCGGCUACUUUAAGGGCAAGGGCGACGGCGGCUACCUUAACUGUGAGUCUCUUGUUUGUUCAAGGCCCGGCCUGAGCUGA